AUGAGUAAUGUUUGGACCGACGAUCCGGUUACCGCCGGAAUCCUCGCGUUCCACCGAAUGCCGUCGCUGGUUCCUGUGUGGGAACGGAAACCGUUAUCCAAAGCUUCGGACACGCUCGAUCCAAUUGAGCGAACGGGCGUGUGCGUCCCGAAAUCCGGUCCCAUCACUUCACGAGCGCCUCCUCUUCGGCCUUUUGUUUUGUUCGCGCGCACCGACCGACGCGGCGCGUGUGAAAAGCGUCGCCAUUUUGGUUUAUACGCGCCACGCCGGCUGCACUUGGGCGCGUCAGAUUUUCGAAAAUGGAACGCCGCCGGCUCGAAGCGGCGACGUCUCCUGCGAAACGCCGUCCGGCUCGCACUCAAAGCGCCCGGCGAUCCGAGACACUGGCGCACCAACGAUAAGCCCACGACACGACAAUACAAUAAUGGACGCUCUUUUGCC
Messenger RNA from Iphiclides podalirius (scarce swallowtail), 441 nucleotides. The record is from the annotation of a GenBank genome assembly. NCBI's taxonomy places the organism in Eukaryota, Metazoa, Arthropoda, Insecta, Lepidoptera, Papilionidae.